Messenger RNA from Hemibagrus wyckioides, 3038 nucleotides. RefSeq names its product protein disulfide isomerase family A, member 7 (gene pdia7). Gene Ontology annotation, molecular function: protein disulfide isomerase activity. The record is from RefSeq and is a predicted model, not a curated record. Gene Ontology annotation, cellular component: endoplasmic reticulum; cell surface. The coding region runs from base 1084 to 2562 and encodes 492 amino acids. NCBI's taxonomy places the organism in Eukaryota, Metazoa, Chordata, Actinopteri, Siluriformes, Bagridae. Gene Ontology annotation, biological process: response to endoplasmic reticulum stress; protein folding. The transcript has 13 exons.
UAUAUGCUGAUCAGGCAUAACAUUAUGACCAGCUGCCUAAUAUUGUGUUGGUCCCCCUUUUGCUGCCGAAACAGCCCUGGCCUGUCAUGCACUGUGUAUUAUUCUUCAACAAUUUGAGCAACAGUAGCUUGUCUGUUGGAUCGGAUCACACAGGCCAGCCUUUGCUCCCCAUGUGCAUUGAUGAGCCUUGACCACCCAUGAUUCUGUCACCGGUUCACCACUGUUCCUUCCUUGGACCACUUUUAAUAGAUACUGACCACUGCAGACUGGGAACACCCCACAAGAGCUGCAGUUUUGGAGAUGCUCUGAUCCAGUCGUCUAGCCAUCACAAUCUGGUCCUUGUCAAACUCGCUCAAAUCCUUACGCUUGCCCAUUUUUCCUGCUUUUAACACAUCAACUUUGAGGACAAAAUGCAGAAACUUGCUCCUUAAUAUAUCCCACCCACUAACAGGUGCCAUGAUGAGGAGAUCAUCAGUCUUAUUCACUUCACCUCUCACUGCUCAUAAUGUUAUGCCUGAUCAGUGUAUAAUAUAUGUAAUGUUUUAUGCAUUCUGAAAUGCUAGAGGGAUUAUGUGAAGGGAGUUACUGUAGACCAAUUUGAUCCAGUCUGGCCAUUUUCCAUUGGCCUCUAUAAUUCAACAAGGAAUAACUCCUAAAUAUCCAAGAGAUGUGUUCGAUUUAGAUAUAUAAUACUGCCUUUGGAUUAUUUGCAGCCAGGUUUAUAUGAGGAAUCCUUAUUCCCAAUUAAGUUAUUACAGUAAGCUUCUGAAGUAAGUGCUUCCACAAGUAAAUAUCAUCACUGGUAACUGAACGGUGCCCAAUACUGCUUACUAUAGUACAUAAUAUUACGAGAAAUAGUUAGUACUACAUUAAGUAUGUUAAGUAUGUGUUUUGAUGAUCCUCAUAAAGAUAGCUGAACGCCUUUUUCCCAAACACGGUCUUCAAACGCUCGCGGCUCUCAGCCAAUCAGCGGCCGCCUGUCAGCGCUCGGUUAUUCACUCUGAGCUCUGCUGGACUGGUCAUAAAGUAUUGUUAGAAAGUUUGUAGAGCUGACUUAAUUCAAGACACUGUCUUUCGGUAAACAUGCUUUUUCCAUAUAUCGCUAUUGUUUGUCUCGGAGUCCUGCACAAAACGUUGCACGCGGAGGGAAGCGGCGACGUGCUCGAGCUCGGGGACGCGGAUUUUGAGCGCCGUGUAGCCGAGCACGAGACCCUGCUCGUGGAGUUCUUCGCACCGUGGUGUGGUCACUGUAAGAGGUUAGCCCCUGAAUAUGAAGCUGCUGCUACCAGGUUAAAGGGCAAAGUGCCCCUAGUGAAGGUCGACUGCACUACAAACUCUGAGACAUGUGAGAAGUUUGGGGUGAAUGGGUAUCCCACUCUAAAAAUCUUCCGAAAUGGUGACGAGGCUUCUGCAUACGAUGGUCCUCGGACAGCAGAUGGCAUUGUGAGCUAUAUGAAGAAGCAGUCUGGCCCAAGCUCUGUAGCUCUACACACUGAAUCGGAGUUGGAUACUUUCAUAAACGAUUUUGAUGCCAGUGUUGUGGGCUUUUUUUCAGGAAGUGACAGUCUGGAGCUUGCUGACUUUCUGAAGGCCUCUAGUGCCUUGAGAGACAGCUAUCGAUUUGCCCAUGCCACAGACCUGGGAAUAGGACUAAAACAUGGUGUGGACGAAGAGUGCAUCCUCCUUUUUCGGCCUCCACACUUGAAUAACGUGUUUGAGGAUAGUGUGUUGAAGUUUGCCGACCCUGUCUCAACCUCAACGCUACGCACAUUCCUCAGAAACAAGAUUUUUGGCCUUUGUCCUCAUCUGACCACUGAGAACAGAGACAGACUAAGAGAAACUGAUCUCCUUACAGCUUAUUACGAUGUUGAUUAUGUGCGGAAUCCAAAGGGUACAAAUUACUGGCGAAACAGGGUGAUGAAGGUGGCGACCCGGUUCCUGUCUCAUGGGUUGAGCUUCGCUGUGGCUGACUGGGAGGAGUUUCAGGAGGAGCUGGAGGAGGAAUUUGGACUGCAGUUGUCUGAUGGAGGAGAGAUGCCCCUUAUCAGCAUCAGGACCAGAGCAGGACACAAGUACAUUAUGCAGGAGGAGUUCACGCGAGACGGUAAAUCUUUGGAGAGGUUCAUUGAGGAUUAUUUUGCCAAUCGCUUAAAGAGAUACAUCAAAUCUGAGCCUGUGCCAGAAACAAAUGAUGGUCCUGUCAAGGUGGUGGUGGCUGACAGUUUCAAUGAGAUUGUGCACAAUCCAGAGAAAGAUGUACUGGUUGAGUUUUAUGCUCCAUGGUGCAGUCAUUGUAAAAAUCUGGAGCCUAAAUAUACAGAGCUUGGAGAAAAGCUGUCUGGUAAUUCCCACAUUGUCAUUGCCAAGAUGGAUGCCACUGCCAACGAUAUUCCUCCAAAUUAUGAUGUACAAGGCUUCCCAACGAUUUAUUUUGCUCCUGCUGGACAAAAAGACCAACCAAGGCGUUAUGAGGGUGGACGUGAGGUCAGUGACUUCAUCAGCUAUCUGAAGAAAGAAGCUACAAAUCCACUGGUCAUUGGCAGUCUAAGGGAUGACCUGUGAAUUUGACCUGACAAUGAGAAAAGUCCAAUACAAAAUCUCUGUCGACACUGUGGGGACACAGACAACAUGAGUGUCAUUUCAUCCCCAAAUUAGCACUCUUUUUUUCCCCUUUUUUUUUUUAUAACAGGCUAUAAUAUCAUGAAGCAGGUAACAUGAAGCUGCGCUACCAUUGCACACAUGGACUAUAAAACAACUGUAAUUAAACUGUAAUUUCAUCUAUAGGAAUACACAUAUAAUUGAAAUUGUAUUUCUGCAGUUUUCUUACAAAUUUUCUUACAAUUUUCUUUGUAUUGUGAAUGCUCAGGAAAUUAAGUGUAUUUUACACUGUUUUAAAGGUUUUAUUUAUGUUCUGUAUCAAUAUAUUGGGAGCCAAUACCCUGUAUAUAUUGUCAACAACAAAGAAUAAUAAUUUUAAGAUAUUGUUAUUUGAGAUCAGAACUAAGGAAAACAUACAGUAUUUGGCAAACUUUGUGUAA